This is a messenger RNA of Ilex paraguariensis (yerba mate), 3520 nucleotides long. The record is from the annotation of a GenBank genome assembly. Lineage: Eukaryota; Viridiplantae; Streptophyta; Magnoliopsida; Aquifoliales; Aquifoliaceae.
GUAUUCUAGUUGUAAUUUUCCUUUCUCUAAAUUCCCGGAAUUGAAUCUCUCUCUUCUCUCUGUAGCAGAGUGCGGAAAAGCUAGGCCGUCCGCCGCCAAUUGUCACCGACGAGAGUUGAGGUAAUCAUGGGAUCAAUGAAGAGGAAAUCACUGGAAGACACAUCUACGGAGUUUACGCCUCCAGCUAAACAACAGAAAGAGAAUGUUUUAUUCGGCGGCGCGGAUGAGGUGGUAGCUUGCGUUCACGAUGUAUCAUACCCUGAAGGCCACAUUCCUCGUCCUUCAAGUUCCUUUUCAGCUCAAGAAGACUCGAAACCCGCAAAGGAAUUUCCAUUCACUCUCGACCCUUUUCAGUCCGAAGCAAUCAAAUGCCUCGACAGUGGUGAAUCCGUCAUGGUAUCGGCUCAUACAUCAGCAGGGAAAACUGUUGUGGCUUUAUAUGCAAUUGCUAUGUCGUUGCGGAACAAGCAACGUGUUAUAUACACUUCACCUAUCAAGGCACUCAGCAAUCAAAAGUACAGAGAGUUUAAAGAAGAGUUCUCAGAUGUCGGUUUGAUGACCGGAGAUGUAACAAUUGAUCCCAAUGCUUCUUGUUUGGUAAUGACUACAGAAAUCUGGCGUAGUAUGCAGUACAAAGGAUCCGAGGUUACUCGUGAGGUAGCUUGGAUUAUUUUUGAUGAGGUACAUUACAUGCGUGAUAGGGAAAGAGGGGUGGUAUGGGAAGAGAGCAUUGUCAUGGCCCCAAAGAAUUCUCGAUUUGUAUUCCUAUCUGCUACAGUGCCCAAUGCAAAGGAAUUUGCUGAUUGGGUUGCGAAGGUCCACCGGCAACCAUGUCAUAUCGUUUACACUGAUUAUAGACCAACACCCCUUCAGCAUUAUAUCUUCCCUUCUGGAGGUGAUGGUCUGUACUUAGCAGUGGAUGAAAAGGGAAAAUUUCACGAGGAUAGCUUUCAGAAAGCUUUAAAUGCUCUUGUACCUGCUAGUGAAGGUGAGAGGAAAAGGGAAAAUGGAAAAUGGCAGAAGGGUUUGAUGGUUGGUAAAGCUGGUGAAGAAAGUGACAUAUUCAAGAUAGUGAAAAUGAUUAUUCAGCGUCAAUACGAUCCGGUGAUAUGUUUUAGCUUCAGCAAAAGGGAGUGUGAAUUUCUUGCAAUGCAGAUGGCAAAGAUGGAUCUAAAUGAAGAUGAAGAGAAAGUGAACAUAGAAACUAUUUUUUGGAGUGCUAUGGACAUGUUAUCUGACGAUGAUAAGAAGCUACCUCAGGUUUCAAAUAUGCUGCCCCUCUUGAAACGUGGAAUAGGUGUGCAUCACUCUGGAUUGCUUCCAAUACUGAAGGAAGUGAUUGAGAUACUAUUUCAGGAAGGGCUCAUCAAGUGUUUAUUUGCGACAGAAACAUUCAGCAUAGGAUUGAACAUGCCUGCAAAAACUGUUGUCUUCACAAAUGUUCGAAAAUUCGAUGGAGAUAAAUUUAGAUGGAUAUCCAGUGGAGAAUAUAUACAGAUGAGUGGUCGUGCUGGUCGUCGAGGAAUUGACGAACGCGGGGUCUGCAUCCUCAUGGUGGACGAGAAGCUGGAGCCCUUUACUGCCAAAAUGAUGCUUAAAGGAAGUGCUGAUUGUUUGAACAGUUCCUUCCAUUUAAGCUACAACAUGCUUUUGAAUCAAAUGCGAUGUGAAGACGGUGAUCCUGAGAACUUGCUCCGGAACUCAUUCUAUCAAUUUCAAGCUGACAGAGCUAUUCCAGAUCUUGAGAAACAAGCGAAGAUGCUCGAAGAGGAGAGGGAUUCAAUUGUCAUUGAAGAAGAAGAUAGUUUGGAGAACUAUUACUCUCUGCUACAGCAGUACAAAAGCUUGAAGAAGGAUGUUCGUGAUGUUAUUUAUUCUCCAAGGUACUGCUUGCCCUUCUUGCAGCCUGGCCGGCUAGUAUGCAUCCAGUGCACAAAGAGUGAUGAAAGUUCCGCAUCUUUCUCCAUAGAGGAGCAGGUCACAUGGGGAGUGAUACUCAAUUUUGAAAGAGUGAAAGAUCUUUCUGAAGAUGAUGCAAAUAAACAACCAGAGUAUGCAAAUUAUACGGUGGAUGUUCUCACAAGGUGUGCAGUCCGUAGGGAUGAACUUGCUAAAAAGACAAUCAAAAUAGUUCCAUUGAAGGAGCCUGGAGAACCUGUUGUUGUUUCCAUUCCUCUCUCUCAGAUUGAUAAUUUAAGUAGUGUCCGGCUAGUAAUACCAAAGGAUUUUUUGCCGCUGGAAGCUCGAGAAAAUACUAUGAAGAAGGUGUCUGAAGUUCUCUCCAGAUUUGCUAAGGGGAUGCCUUUAUUGGAUCCUGAAGAGGACAUGAAGGUUCAAAGUAGCUCAUACAAAAAGGCAGUCCGUAGAAUUGAGGCCUUAGAGAACUUGUUUGAAAAGCAUGAAAUUGCAAAGUCUCCACUUAUCGAGCAAAAGCUCAAAGUUUUACACAAGAAGAAAGAACUUACGGCCAAAAUUAAGUCAGUUAAGAGAACAAUUCGCUCUUCCACGGCAUUGGCUUUUAAAGAUGAACUUAAAGCGAGGAAAAGGGUCCUGAGGAGACUAGGGCAUGCUACAAGGGAUGAUGUUGUGGAGUUGAAGGGGAAGGUUUCUUGUGAAAUCAGUAGCGCAGAUGAGCUGAAUUUGACAGAACUCAUGUUUAAUGGAGUCUUGAAGGACAUCAAUGUAGAAGAGAUGGUAUCUCUUCUCUCUUGUUUUGUGUGGCAAGAGAAGCUUCAGGAUGCUCAGAAGCCCAGGGAUGAACUUCAAUUGCUCUUUACACAAUUGCAAGAUACAGCUCGAAGGGUUGCCAAGGUUCAGCUUGAGUGCAAGGUUCAAAUUGAUGUGGAGAAUUUCGUAAGUUCUUUUCGGCCUGAUAUCAUGGAGGCCGUGUAUGCUUGGGCAAAAGGGUCCAAAUUCUAUGAGAUAAUGGAAAUCACACAGGUUUUCGAGGGAAGCUUGAUCAGAGCUAUCAGAAGACUGGAGGAAGUUCUUCAACAGUUGAUACAAGCUGCAAAAUCCAUUGGAGAAACAGAGCUUGAAGCCAAAUUUGAAGAUGCUGUUUCCAAGAUCAAGAGGGACAUCGUCUUUGCCGCAUCACUUUACUUGUAGACUGAAAGAUUCAGUCAUAUUCUGAUAUGUCAGGGGAUUCAGAAAGAUAAGGAGAUACAAUUCUUUCAGAAGUUUUGGCGAAUCUGCAAGCAGAUGCAUAUGACGUUGCUGUAAAAAGAGAUGGAGAUCAGCUGGGUCAACGAGCAUUAUAGGGUGUGCAACAUUUUUGUUGUGGAACUUACAUGCUUGAAGGCUUGUCCUGGUUUGUUCAUGUCAAGAGCAGGAAGUGAGACGAUCCUCGACUUCAAGUUUAGGCAAUGGUUGUGUGCCAUGACAAAUUCAGUUCUCAGCACUAUCCUCCAUAAUGUUAUUUUUUGCCGCUUGUAUAAUUAUAAGAGUAAUUAGUGGGACUUUUUUCUUUUAUUUCAAUAAAAAUUUUGUUCCAAUAGCGUUCUCGACACAUUUGCCUAUG